This is a messenger RNA of Pseudogymnoascus verrucosus, 765 nucleotides long. RefSeq lists its product as uncharacterized. Lineage: Eukaryota; Fungi; Ascomycota; Leotiomycetes; Thelebolales; Thelebolaceae. The record is from RefSeq and is a predicted model, not a curated record. The coding region runs from base 1 to 765 and encodes 254 amino acids. The transcript has 5 exons.
AUGUCGAACCUCGACGCUGCUCAGCUAUUCUCUGUCAAGGGACUGGUUGCUGUAGUCACAGGCGCCAGCUCUGGUUUGGGCGAAGUUAUGGCCCAUGCUCUGGAUGUUAACGGCGCAGCUAAAGUCUUCAUUCUCGGCCGCCGAGAGUCCAAACUCAGGGAGGUUGCAUCAAAAGCAAAAAAUGGCUCUCUCAUCCCGCUCGUAUGCGAUGUGACAUCCAAAGAAUCCUUGGAGGCUGCAGUGUCGACAAUCGAAAAGCAGACGCCAUUUAUUAAUCUUCUUAUUGCCAAUUCAGGUUAUCUCGGGGAGGUUAGCGGUAUGGUCCCUAGGCCGGCAGAGCAGACUCUAGCCGGAUCGUAUUUUACCUUCCUCGCCUUCUUGGGCUUGUUAGGAGCUGGCAAUACGCACUCUGACAGCAUAGGAAAGAGUGGACUACUGCAGAGUCAGUUUAUUAGUACUACUAGUUUUGGUGGCUUGUGCCGAGCUGAAGCUCCUAGCUAUGUCUACAAUGCCAGCAAGGCUGCUCUGAGCCACUUGACGAAGACUUUGUCAUCGGAGUAUGCCAAACAUAGCAUCCGGGCCAAUGCUAUUGCCCCCGGGACUUUUGCCUACACCCCAGAGGGAGAUAUCAGCGUCGUCGGCUCUUUGCCGUGGCAAGCUAUCCCAGUUACACGAGCAGGCACAGAAGAGGAUAUUGCCGGUGCUGUGCUUUAUUUGGCAUCUAGAGCAGGUGCUUUUGUGAAUGGGGUGCAUCUUGCUACCUGA